UCCAGUUUUACGACAAAUUUCCACCGACUUCUUUUCUCUUCUAAUUAAUAUAAUAAUCCGCCGUCGUUUUCAUGUUUCUUUUCUUUAUAAAAGAAACGAUCCUAAAUGACUCCUUUUGUGGAGAUUUAAGAAUAUGGGAGACGAUGAUGAACAUAAUAGUAGCAGUACUGAUGAAGGAAGGAAAGAGAUGGAUAUUUACCCUUUAAGUUGUUACUAUUUUGGAUCUAAAGAAGCCAUUGUUUUCAAGGAUGAAACGGUGUCGGAUCGUAUUACUAGGAUGAAAUCCAAUUAUGCUGCUUAUGGAUUGAGGACAUCGGUAGAAGCUGUUCUUCUGGUGGAGUUGUUCAAACACCCUCAUUUGUUGCUGCUCCAACUUAAUAACUCCAUCUUUAAGCUUCCUGGUGGUCGUUUAAGGCCAGGUGAAACAGAUAUUGAUGGACUAAGACGUAAGCUUUCCAACAAGCUUUCCGCGAGCAGGGAUGGCAACGAAACAGAAUGGGAGGUGGGAGAGUGUCUAGGCAUGUGGUGGCGACAUGAUUUCGAAACACUGUUGUGUCCCUACUUACCACCCACCGUUAAAAAGCCCAAGGAGUGCACCAAACUCUUUCUUGUCCGGUUGCCGGAGAGUCGGAAAUUUAUCGUACCCGAAAACCUAAAAUUGCUUGCGGUUCCGUUGUCCCAGGUUCAUGAAAAUCACAAGACAUAUGGAACGGUAAUAUCAGGAGUGCCGCAAUUGCUGUCCAAAUACUCCAUCAACAUUAUUGAUAUUUAGAAUAUGAAUAUAUAGGUACAGCAACUGCUAUAAGUUUUUGUAAUUAUCAUGAAAAUACGAAAAACACUUGUGUUUGUGUAUAUAUAUAUAUAAAUAAUAGUUUAACUAAUUAAUUUGAAGUUUAAA
Molecule: messenger RNA, 898 nt
Organism: Gossypium raimondii (Peruvian cotton)
Lineage: Eukaryota; Viridiplantae; Streptophyta; Magnoliopsida; Malvales; Malvaceae
Product: pre-mRNA cleavage factor Im 25 kDa subunit 1
Exons: 7
Coding region: 134-772 (212 amino acids)
Cellular component (GO): mRNA cleavage factor complex
Molecular function (GO): mRNA binding
Source: RefSeq, a predicted model, not a curated record